Molecule: messenger RNA, 6081 nt
Organism: Manihot esculenta (cassava)
Lineage: Eukaryota; Viridiplantae; Streptophyta; Magnoliopsida; Malpighiales; Euphorbiaceae
Product: brefeldin A-inhibited guanine nucleotide-exchange protein 5
Exons: 34
Coding region: 256-5607 (1783 amino acids)
Biological process (GO): regulation of ARF protein signal transduction
Cellular component (GO): trans-Golgi network
Molecular function (GO): guanyl-nucleotide exchange factor activity
Source: RefSeq, a predicted model, not a curated record
AAUCGCGAUUUUUCAACAAAUCUCGGCCUCGGUGACGUGUUCGUCCGGUAGGCUAGGCGGUUAUCAAAUCCAGCCAUUAUCGGGGCUCCCUGCAACUUCCCUGUAGUAGUAAAAGUACAGGGAGAGAUCUACUUGAGCUCAUCGCUUAUCAAUUUCCAGAUCUUUAUUCGCUAAUUAUCCCUGCCACUGAAACCAAGGCAUUUCUGGUUUGUUCUUGCUCCAUUUCCAUUAUCUCGUCAGCUGUAAAUAGUAGAAAUGGCUGCGGGAGGUUUUGUGAGCCGAGCAUUCGAGUCAAUGCUGAAGGAAUGUUCGGGAAAGAAGUACCCCGAUCUUCAAAAGGCUAUUCAAGCGUAUAUUGAUAGCACCAAAGAGUCAAAUCCACAAUCUAAAUCAGGCGAGACGAAUCAAGUAGCAUCAUUAGCUGAAGCUGAGAGUUCACAUGAAUCUGAUGAUGAAGCUGCAAAAGCUGGAACACAAUCUGAUCAGUUACAAAAUACUUCUGAGGAGAAACCUGAUGGGAAGCCAGUGCGCUACAAUGGAAAUGUCACCAUUGCAUUAGCAAAUGCUGGGUGCACAUUAGAUGAAGCUGAUGUAGAGAUUGUUUUGCAUCCACUUUCUCUGGCAUUCGAGACAAAGAAUUUAAAAAUCUUAGAAUCUGCUUUGGAUUGUCUUCAUAAACUCAUUGCUUAUGACCACUUAGAGGGAGAUCCUGGUUUAGAAGGUGGUAAAAAUGUCCCACUGUUCACUGACAUUCUGAACAUGGUUUGCAGUUGUAUUGAUAAUUCUUCACCUGACAGUACAAUUUUGCAAGUCUUAAAGGUGCUUCUAACAGCAGUAGCAUCUGCGAAAUUUAGAGUACAUGGGGAACUGUUGCUGGGAGUAAUCAGAAUAUGCUACAAUACUGCCUUGCACAGCAAGAACCCCAUAAAUCAAGCAACAUCGAAGGCAAUGUUGACACAGAUGAUCAGCAUUGUGUUCAGGAGAAUGGAAACUGAUCCUGUUUCUACUUCAUCUAGUUCUGCUGCAAAUAUAAAGGUCACUUCUGUGGAGAAUACAAAACUUGAAGAAACUUCAACAACUGACCAAAAUGAGGAAGGAAUGACUUUGGGCGAUGCGCUUAGCCAAAUGAAAGAGGCAUCACUUGCAUCUGUCGAGGAACUCCAGAGUCUUGCUGGUGGUGCUGAUAUUAAGGGUUUGGAGGCUGUUCUUGACAAAGCCGUGCAAAUUGAAGAUGGUAAAAAAAUGACAAGGGGUAUUGACCUGGAGAGCGUGGGCAUUGGAGAACGAGAUGCUUUACUUGUGUUUCGCACCCUUUGUAAGAUGGGUAUGAAGGAAGAUUCUGAUGAAGUUACAACCAAAACAAGGAUUUUGUCUCUAGAGCUUCUGCAGGGCUUGUUGGAAGGAGUUAGCCAUUCAUUCACAAAGAACUUCCAUUUUAUUGACUCUGUAAAAGCAUAUCUAUCAUAUGCUUUGUUGCGGGCCUCAGUUUCACAGUCUCCAGUCAUAUUUCAGUAUGCAACAGGAAUAUUCUCUGUACUUAUGUUGCGAUUCAGAGAGAGUCUCAAAGGCGAAGUUGGUGUCUUCUUUCCCUUAAUAGUUCUACGAUCAUUGGAUGGCUCAGAAUGUCCUAUUAACCAAAAAAUGAGUGUUCUUCGAAUGCUCGAGAAAGUUUGCAAGGAUCCUCAAAUGCUUGUUGAUAUUUAUGUUAACUAUGACUGUGAUCUGGAGGCACCAAAUUUAUUUGAACGCAUGGUAACCACACUGUCUAAAAUAGUUCAAGGGACUCAAAGUGCAGAUCCAAAUGCUGUUGCUGUAUCCCAGGCUACUUCUGUUAAAGGUUCAUCACUUCUGUGUCUAGUUAAUGUGCUUAAAUCACUUGUUGAUUGGGAGAAGUUACGCAGAGAAUCUGAAAAAAUUAUUAAAAGAGUUCAGUCUCUUGAAGAAGACCUUUCAGAUGCGAAAUUUGUUGAGAUAAAGAGCAGAGGGGAUGUGCCCAAUCACUUUGAAAAGGCAAAGGCUCACAAAUCUACAAUGGAAGCUGCUAUUGGAGAGUUCAACAGGCAGCCAGUUAAGGGUGUAGAAUAUUUGAUAUCAAAUAAGCUUGUGGAAAAGAAUCCUUCUUCAGUUGCUCAAUUUCUAAGAAACACUCCCAAUCUGGACAAGGCUAUGAUUGGUGAUUUUUUGGGUCAACAUGAGGAGUUUCCCCUUGCUGUCAUGCAUGCUUAUGUUGAUCACAUGAAGUUUUCAGGAAUGAAGUUCGACAUGGCUGUCAGGGAAUUUCUUAAAGGAUUUCGACUUCCUGGAGAAGCUCAAAAAAUUGAUCGCAUUAUGGAAAAGUUUGCAGAAAGGUAUUGUGCAGAUAAUCCUGGUCUCUUCAAAAAUGCAGAUACUGCAUACGUUCUUGCAUAUGCAGUCAUAAUGCUGAAUACUGAUGCGCAUAAUCCUAUGGUUUGGCCUAAAAUGUCUAAGUCAGAUUUUAUACGUAUCAAUUCCAUGAAUAAUGCUGAAGAUUGUGCCCCACCGGACCUACUGGAAGAGAUCUAUGACUCCAUUGUUAAAGAGGAGAUAAAAAUGAAAGAUGAUGCAGCUGGUAUUGGGAAAAGCAGACAAAAGCCAGAAAGUGAGGAGAGAGGCCGCCUUGUCAAUAUUCUAAAUCUGGCUCUCCCCAAAACAAAGUCAUCAAGUGAUGCCGAAUCUGAGAAUGAAGCUAUAAUUAAGCAAACACAAGCAAUAUUCCGGAAGCAAGGAGCAAGAAGAGGGAUUUUUCAUACUGUGCAGCAUACUGAAAUUAUAAGGCCCAUGGUGGAAGCUGUAGGAUGGCCUUUACUUGCCACUUUCUCUGUGACCAUGGAGGAAGGUGACAAUAAGGCAAGGAUUAUUCUCUGCAUGGCGGGAUUUAAAGCUGGGAUACACAUUACACAUGUUCUCGGGAUGGAUACCAUGCGCUAUGCUUUCUUAACAUCUUUGGUCCGGUUUACUUUCUUACAUGCACCAAAAGAAAUGCGCAGUAAAAAUGUAGAAGCAUUGCGGACUCUACUUGCAUUGUGUGACACAGAAACUGAUUCGCUUCGAGACACAUGGAAUGCAGUUUUGGAAUGUGUUUCUCGGCUGGAAUUUAUUACUUCAACUCCUGCUAUUGCUGCAACUGUCAUGAUUGGAUCAAAUCAGAUUUCCAGGGAUGCCGUUCUUCAAUCCCUGAGAGAAGUGGCUGGGAAACCUGCUGAACAAGUUUUUGUCAAUAGUGUUAAAUUACCCAGUGAUACUAUUGUGGAAUUCUUCACUGCUCUCUGUGGUGUAUCAGCUGAAGAAUUAAAACAAGCUCCUGCUCGUGUAUUCAGUCUGCAAAAGCUUGUUGAGAUCAGCUAUUACAAUAUGGCUCGUAUACGCAUGGUCUGGGCUAGAAUAUGGUCUGUCCUUGCAAAUCAUUUUAUUUCUGCUGGGAGCCAUCACGAGGAGAAAAUUGCCAUGUAUGCCAUUGAUUCUCUGAGGCAGCUUGGUAUGAAGUAUUUGGAGCGUGCUGAGCUCACCAAUUUCACUUUCCAGAAUGACAUUCUCAAACCAUUUGUUGUUCUUAUGCGGAACAGUCGAAGUAGUUCCGUAAGGAGACUAAUUGUUGACUGUAUUGUUCAAAUGAUCAAAUCUAAAGUUGGAAGCAUAAAGUCUGGAUGGCAUAGUGUUUUUAUGAUUUUCACAGCGGCAGCAGAUGAUGAACUGGAAUCAAUUGUGGAUAGUGCCUUUGAAAAUGUUGAACAGGUUAUCUUGGAACACUUUGAUCAGGUGGUUGGGGAUUGUUUUAUGGACUGUGUCAACUGUCUUAUAAGGUUUGCCAAUAACAAAACUUCUCACCGUAUAAGUUUGAAGGCUAUUGCACUUCUCCGCAUUUGUGAGGAUCGUUUGGCAGAGGGCCUUAUACCUGGCGGUGCUGUGAAGCCCAUUGAUGAUAAUGUUGAUGCAACUUUUGAUGUGACUGAGUAUUAUUGGUUCCCAAUGCUAGCUGGUUUAUCAGAUUUGACAUCAGAUGCAAGACCUGAGGUUAGAAGCUGUGCACUAGAAGUUUUGUUUGAUUUGCUGAAUGAGAGAGGUAGCAAGUUCUCAUCAUCAUUUUGGGAGAGCAUCUUCCAUCGUGUGUUGUUUCCUAUUUUUGAUCAUGUGAGACAUGCUGGAAAGGAAAGCUUAAUCUCUUCUGAUGAUGAGUGGUUUCGAGAAACCAGCAUUCAUUCGCUUCAGUUGCUGUGCAAUCUUUUUAACACAUUCUACAAGGAGGUGUGUUUCAUGUUGCCUCCCCUUCUGAGUUUGCUUCUGGACUGUGCUAAAAAGACAGAUCAGACUGUGGUUUCAAUCUCUUUGGGAGCAUUAGUACAUCUGAUUGAAGUUGGAGGUCACCAAUUUAGUGAGAGUGACUGGGACACUUUGUUGAGAAGCAUCAGAGAUGCAUCAUAUGCAACACAACCGCUUGAGUUGCUUAAUGCUUUGAGUUUUGAGAACCAAAAAAGCCCUUCGGUACUAGUUAUGGAUUCAGGGGCAAUUACAGGUGAUGUUGCAGAUAGCCGUCAAUUUGAUAUCAGUGAUAAUGGAAAGUUAUCUGCACUGGCAGUUCCAAGUAGUGCUUAUAGCGUUGGGGAGAAUCUUAAUGCAUCUGUCUUGCCGGAUAAUACUCAAGAAUCGGGAUUGCAAAGCAAUUUGGAUGGAUCAGAAGGCCUUCCAUCACCAUCAGGAAGAAUUCAGAAACCUUCUGACAGUGCUGGGAUCCAAAGGAGCCAAACUUUUGGUCAAAAAAUAAUGGAAAAUAUGAUGGACAAUCUAUUUCUGAGGGGUCUUACCACCAAAUCAAAGGCUCGUGCUUCAGAUGUCUCAGUGCCAUCAUCUCCAGUUACGGUUCCUGAUGCCGAGCCUGAUGUUAAAGAUGAAGAAGAAGGUCCACUGAUGACUAAUAUCAGAGGCAAGUGCAUCACUCAGUUAUUACUUCUUGGUGCUAUCGAUAGUAUUCAGAAGAAGUACUGGAGCAAGUUAAAACCACCACAGAAGAUUGCUAUAAUGGACGUUCUAUUGUCGGUAUUAGAGUUUGCUGCUUCAUAUAAUUCAUAUCCGAACCUCAAAAUGCGAAUGCACCAUAUUCCUGUUGAGAGGCCUCCAUUAAAUCUUAUUCGUCAAGAAUUAGCAGGAACUAGCAUAUAUCUGGAUGUGUUACGGAAAACGACUACAGAUUUCCAUGCCAAUGGGGGGCAACAUCUGGAGCCUAAUGUUUCUGAUGAUGUUGAUAUUUCUCCAGUGCAAAAUAAUUUAAGCUUCUCUGGAGAUGAGAAACUUGAGGUAAUAGCAGAAGAGAAAUUAGUUUCUCUCUGUGAACAGGUACUCAAGGAAGCAUCUGAUCUUCAGUCCUCGGUGGGGGAAACUACUAACAUGGAUGUUCAUCGAGUGCUUGAGCUACGGUCACCGAUAAUUGUUAAGGUGCUUAAAGGCAUGUGCUUUAUGAACAGCAAGAUUUUCAGAAGACAUUUAAGAGACUUCUAUCCUCUGCUUACAAAACUUGUGUGCUGUGAUCAGAUGGAAAUUCGUGGGGCGCUAGAAGAUCUUUUCAGGGCGCAGUUAAAGGCUUUAGUACCAUAGCAGUUCUCUAUAAUCUCGUGGCAUUCUCUGAAGGAAUGAUUUUCAGCAUUGCUGCACAUUUCAAUCUGAUUGUCUCGGUUUUUCAGCUAAAACUUCGAGUGCGUUUCUUCACCGACAUUGCUUUAGUGCAGAUUAAGUAGCUAGAUGCCAUUGUUUGUGUAAAGAAUUUAGAAAGAGGAAAAGACAUGGGAAUUUUUCUUGUAUCAUUUUUUUGCCUGAUGUAUGGAAAAGAAAAUAAGAAAAAAUGUUAAGUGUUGCGAUUUUUCUGUCUAUAAUUCGAAGUACACCACAACCAUCUCCUUGGGCUUUUGUUGUUGCUUGCAGACAUUUCUGCUUGUAGGCCAAUAGCCAAACAAUGGUUGGAGCAACUCUUCUCAAAAUUGAGUUGGAAUCCCUAGAAUUCUUAUGUUUCCGAAGGAUUCAAUUAUAGGAAAAUUAGGAGUGGAGAGCUCUUUCCUUUCCCUCUCACUUGCU